Molecule: messenger RNA, 962 nt
Organism: Haliaeetus leucocephalus (bald eagle)
Lineage: Eukaryota; Metazoa; Chordata; Aves; Accipitriformes; Accipitridae
Gene: SMIM7
Product: small integral membrane protein 7
Exons: 4
Coding region: 1-192 (63 amino acids)
Source: RefSeq, a predicted model, not a curated record
AUGAACGCCGGCGCCGUGCUCAACUUCAGGCUGAGGAAGAGAGACACGGAGGGCUUCGGCGAGGAAUCGAGGGAACCCACGACCGGUGACAAUAUCAGAGAGUUCUUGCUGAGUCUCAGAUAUUUUCGAAUCUUCAUUGCCUUGUGGAACGUCUUCAUGAUGUUCUGCAUGAUUGUGUUAUUUGGAUCUUGAAAGUCAUCCACAAACAUGUCUGUUAACUUGGAAGAGACUUUUGGCUGGAAACAUAACUUUUCUAUAAAGUAAAAUAUUAUAAUGCUUUCAAACGUCAGCCCUGGGAUUGUGGCCUGUUCUUCGGUACAAACUCCUAACACGCUCAAGGGACGGGACACGUUCAUCUUCUUCAGCCAGUCAUGUAAUAAUAUGGUGCGUGCUGGUUUGCUUGCUGUUGGGGGGAUUGAGCCUUUAGGCCCUUAAGCCAAAAUCUUCAAAGUAAAAUUAUUUCAACUUUACUGAAAUAAAGAGAACUUAAAAUUGUUUUGCUAGGCUUAGAGUGUAGUGCCCAGUAUGCGAGGUAGAAUUGGAGCACGACUGAAGACCACAGUCUUAAAACUCUGCAUUGUUAGUCACUCUCAGCUCUGGCUGUGUCUGGUAAUGUCACCGUUGUCUAGGGUACUUGGAAGUCGUACUUCUCGAUUCUCGUUUUUAUAAAGUUGAGCAAAGUAUUGGUGUAACUUCUCACUAUUCCAUUUAGUUUUGUUGGAGAAAUAGAAAAGGAUGGUUAAGAAAAUGGGAUUCUGACCUUCUCACUGUUUUUCCAACGAAAUGCUUUUUAAAUUAAAAUCUCAAGGGUUUUUUUCUAAGCAAUACGUAAGGGAUUUUGAAUAGGAACAAUAGCAAAAAUAAUUCUAUAAGCCAAUGCUAAGGAAUAGUUUUGGAAUAAUCUUGGAUUUGGUUGAAUAAAGUUGUUCUUAUUUAAGGGUAAAAUACGUAUUUGAUGCCUU